CUCCCAAGUUCCGGAGGACUACCCUCUCCGUAGGUGAGAUGUUGCUCUUCGGCGGUGUAGCUGUUGUCAACACACGUCAAGACUCCCAGCGCACUUCCUCAGCUUCAUCUGCAGCAUGACGACGACUUGCGUUUGGGAGGAUGAUGGUUCAAACCUGUGUUCGGCCAUCCUGAUUCAGAAUUCGGAGCUGUUUACCCUCACAUAUGGAGCACUGGUAUCUCAGUUGAUGAAAGAUUAUGAAAAUGUUGAGGAUGUUAACAAACAGUUGGAGAGAAUGGGUUACAAUAUUGGUGUCCGGUUAAUAGAAGACUUCCUUGCUCGUACUGCAUCUGGAAGGUGUUAUGAUUUCCGUGACACAGCAGAAAAAAUCCAGAUGGGCUUCAGGCUGUUUCUGGGUGUAACCCCUGUAAUUACAAACUGGAGUCCAGCCGGAGAUGAGUUUUCUUUGCAAUUUGAAAGUAAUCCAUUAACAGAAUUUGUGGAGCUACCAGAUCAUUGCCUGACACUGAAAUAUGCAAACAUUCUCACUGGUGUCAUCAGAGGAGCUUGUGAAAUGGUGCAAAUGGAAGUUACUUCAUGGUUUGUACAAGAUCAGCUGAAGGGUGACAGUGUAACUGAACUGCGCAUUAAAUUUGUGAAGAGACUGGAAGAUGCCAUACCAGCAGGAGAAGACUGAAUGAAACCCUUGAGAGUUUUUUGAGAAAUUACAGUAGGCAUCAGAAAAACCUCAUGAUAUUCAACAUUCCAUUGUCCUGCAGGAAGGAGUGGAAGUGCUGUUUUUUUUUGUCAUUGUUUGGAUCAAAACUGUAACACCAAAAACGAGGAGAGGGGACCACAUAUGUGUGGUAUAAAAAGCCCGUGUGCUAUUAUGUUUGUAUUGUGUGGAAAGCAAACCUGAUGUAAUCGUGUGAUAUUGAAACAUCUAUCCUUCUUUGUUUGUCUGAGACAACCAUCAGCGUUAUUUCUUUUUGUCCUUGAAGCACUGUAUUCUGUAUGACAGUAUUUAUGGAGUUUAGAGUCAUUUUUUGGAGAUGCAAGAAGUAUGUUACUUUGUUAGAUAUUGAAUUCAAAUAUAUGUGCUUUCACCUUACUUUAAAGGCAAGUAAGGACUUUUUAUUAAGUAGUUAAUGAUUUGUAUGUUUCCACAAUAUUUGUAUGGUGCAGUAACAAAUGUCGUUUAUAACAAAGUACUGAAAGAACUUCCAGGAAUUUACGAAAUUAGUUGAGGUCAUUAGGCUUUCUCAACUUAUUUUACGUUCUCUCUCUCUCUCUCUCUCUCUCUCUAUCUCUAUCUCUAUCUCUAUCUCAUAUGUAUAUAAAAUUAUAAAAAUCCCCCCCUCCAUGUUCUCCUUCUUUCCUCCACAUAUUAUUUUCACCACCAAAAUUAAACAAGGAGCUUGCUAUAUUUGAUUAUGAAAAAGUAAUAUUUUUGCAAGCACUGUUGAUGUAUAACAAGAAAAAGAGAGUGGAAUGGUGCAAAUUCAUCAAAAAUUUAAAUAGUCUUUAUUUGAGCAGUAGCUACUCAGUUUCCAGAGGAUUUUGUGCUUUUUUUAUAUAGGGAGGAAGGUGGAAAAUUUCUUAAAUAAAUUGUUGGCCUCAUUUUGCAUGUUAUAUUCCCCUGAAACAUGGCAGUUCUUCCUUUGAUAGAUGGUGGAAGAAUCCAUCACAAUGUUUUAUUUGUUAUUUUAUGUUGUAUGAUUUUGUUCAAUAUAUUUUAAAAUUUAAAUGGAGUUUUAUAUGAUGAUGUACCACAAUUAUCUUUUUUCCACAGAUUGUGAAAAUAUUUGAAAUAUUUUUGUCAUUAUAUCAGUGAUUUUUGUUGCAUAUAUAUAGUCAGCUUUGUGCGUAGUAUGUGUAAACGUAAAAGGCUCCCGAUAACUUCCUCAGAUUUGACUCUUGCAGGUCCACUUGGUUAUAAACAGCUUAAUAUGUACCUUGCUACUUAACUGAUUGAGAACUUGGGCCUGAGGCAUAAUUCCAUUUUCUGUGCUGCAGUGCUUUAUAAUUAUCUUUUUUUUCCCUCCUUGAUUUGGGAAAGGAAGAAUGGCAGUUAUUUUUUCAUUUCAUUGAUGUGUUUGUGGUACAUUUUUAUACAACCAUAAAGUCAUAAAUUUCUUGUAUCCAAUUGUAUGUUAAUUUGUUUAUUGUUAAUACAUACAAUGCAAAUGACUGGUUAAAUGUGUAAAAUAAAAUUGGAGACUUGUACCCA
This is a messenger RNA of Schistocerca gregaria, 2209 nucleotides long. RefSeq names its product trafficking protein particle complex subunit 3 (gene Bet3). Gene Ontology annotation, cellular component: cis-Golgi network membrane; TRAPP complex; cytosol. Bases 116 to 676 code for a protein of 186 amino acids. Lineage: Eukaryota; Metazoa; Arthropoda; Insecta; Orthoptera; Acrididae. The record is from RefSeq and is a predicted model, not a curated record. The transcript is spliced from 4 exons. Gene Ontology annotation, biological process: endoplasmic reticulum to Golgi vesicle-mediated transport; intra-Golgi vesicle-mediated transport.